AUGACAAAAUGGCGCAACAAAGGAGAAGCCCGGUAUGCCGAUUGGUUCACAGACACCUAUCUGACGGCUCCAUUUGAUUCCUGGUUCGUUGGAGCUUCGACACUACCUGGAUCCCUGCCACAGCAACAGGGAAUUGAGUCAUUUCACAAGAGUAUAAGGGCUCAUAUGGGCCUUUACCUUCGUGCCGCUAUGGUCUACUUCUUGGAGUUCUCGAUGGGCCAAAUUCUUCAUUUCUGCUGUGCGCACAGGGCACCAGAGGAAAUACGGCCUUUUGCUGAAGCACCUUUGCUUCACUCACAGCUUACGAAGGCCAAAGCAAUUACACUGGAUACCACGAAGUUCUACGUUGUGCAAACACAAUGUCUUCAGACUUUCUACAUCAACCGAAAGGAUCAUUUUGAUCAGCGUGUAACCAAAGCUCUGACAAAAAGGUACGACAAGGCACAAGACCAAUCACUAUAUCGUGUCCGUGUAAGCGCCAAGAUCAAGUUUGAAAAGCUGCGAGCUUUGCCAAAGGUGAACAGCGACACGGCUCAACUCUUCCGUAAAAAAUAUUCCUGUGAGUGCAAGGCUUACGUCAUGUCGGGUUGGGUGUGCUCGCAUGUACUGGCAGCAGCGGCUAUCAAGCAACACCUAAAUAUUGACGAAAUUCAAGCUGGAAUCCCCCACCGCCGUCGCCCUGGACGGCCACGCAAGGAGCUCAGCUGCCUUGUUCGAGAUAGUCUCGAAGCUGCUGAAGGUGACGACACACGUUCGACUGGACCGACGGCUCGGCUGAAACGACAUCUGGAAAAAUACCCAAGCGAGGCUAUCGGAUACAAAGCCUUGCAUCGCUUUAAAACGUCGUUACCUGAAUCACCAAAGGAGUUCCAGAUCAGCUGCUUCAGUGGUGUAGUGACCUCCGUUCAGGCUGACAAUAAGCCAGUUACUUGGACGAUCACGUUUACCGAUGCUGAUAGUCAUGACGUUGAAGUGGAUGAGCUCGUGACGGACAUUACCAUGGCUACCAGCCGCCACAUUUAA
This is a messenger RNA of Phytophthora infestans T30-4, 1023 nucleotides long. RefSeq lists its product as uncharacterized. NCBI's taxonomy places the organism in Eukaryota, Oomycota, Peronosporomycetes, Peronosporales, Peronosporaceae. The transcript has 2 exons. The record is from RefSeq and is a predicted model, not a curated record. Bases 1 to 1023 code for a protein of 340 amino acids. Gene Ontology annotation, molecular function: zinc ion binding.